Messenger RNA from Aspergillus costaricaensis CBS 115574, 966 nucleotides. Its product is annotated as V-type proton ATPase proteolipid subunit. Gene Ontology annotation, cellular component: proton-transporting V-type ATPase, V0 domain. The record is from RefSeq and is a predicted model, not a curated record. Lineage: Eukaryota; Fungi; Ascomycota; Eurotiomycetes; Eurotiales; Aspergillaceae. Bases 121 to 615 code for a protein of 164 amino acids. Gene Ontology annotation, biological process: proton transmembrane transport. Gene Ontology annotation, molecular function: proton-transporting ATPase activity, rotational mechanism. The transcript is spliced from 6 exons.
CUCGGUGAAUGGUAUAAAGCUGCCUGCCUAGUCUCCAACGACUGUUUUGUUUUUGUAGCAACAGCCAAAUCCUACAUUUACACCAGUCUAGCGCCCAGAACCAGGGAAAGUGAAGAAAAUAUGCUAUCGGAGUUCUGUCCCAGCUAUGGGCCUCUCUUCGGAGUCCUCGGCUGUACAAGCGCCAUUGUAUUCACGAGCAUCGGGGCAGCCUACGGAACAGCAAAGGCCGGGGUGGGCGUUUGUUCAUCGGGUGUGAUGCGGCCAGACUUGAUCGUCAAAAACAUCGUUCCCAUCGUUAUGGCCGGCAUCCUGGGCAUCUACGGCCUGGUGGUUUCGGUGCUGAUUGCCAACAAUCUCGCGCAGGAGAUGACUCUGUACACGAGUCUGCUUCAGCUGGGCGCCGGUCUGGCGGUUGGGCUUUGCGGACUGGCUGCUGGGUUUGCAAUUGGAAUUGUCGGCGAUGCAGGGGUGAGAGGAACUGCGCAGCAGUCGAGACUUUAUGUGGGCAUGAUUCUCAUUUUAAUCUUUGCUGAGGUCUUGGGAUUGUACGGCUUGAUUGUCGCGCUGUUGAUGAACUCCAGGGCAGGCGUUGUCGACUUCAAGUGCAGUAGCUGAUUCUUCAAGAUUCAGUCUGGCACGCUGGAUCUAUGAUAACAAGGUUGUGCGUGUAUUCCAAUACGCGCCUGCUCGACCCAUGGGAAAGCUUGAAUCCCUUAGACUCUCAGAAGUAACUGAGUAUACAUGUACACCUCAUAUGUUAUCCAUUAUGAGGUUAUACGUGCCUCCAGGAUAUUUCAUCAAGGUACCUUAAUGCUAUACAGUCGAGGAGUUUCUGUCCUGAGAGAAAUCAUAGAAAUUGUAUACUAGCGACUCUAUUAGCCAUGAGCCCAUUAGCCAAUAUGGACUCCGCCGAUUUGGUAGAUACUUGGCUAGCUUGGUUGAGAGGACUAACCUGCAAGUCUAUCC